Bombina bombina (fire-bellied toad) is the source of this 2007-nucleotide messenger RNA. RefSeq names its product leucine rich repeat, Ig-like and transmembrane domains 3 (gene LRIT3). NCBI's taxonomy places the organism in Eukaryota, Metazoa, Chordata, Amphibia, Anura, Bombinatoridae. Gene Ontology annotation, molecular function: protein binding. The coding region runs from base 1 to 2007 and encodes 668 amino acids. The transcript is spliced from 4 exons. The record is from RefSeq and is a predicted model, not a curated record.
AUGUGUCUGCUUCUUUAUCUUUAUAUUGCAGUCCUAAUUUUUGGUAGGAUAGAAAGCUUUUGUCCUUCGCAAUGUACCUGUAUAUUCCAUGGAAGAAGUGAUGGCUCAGGAACAAGGUCAGUUCUCUGCAAUGAUCCUGAUAUGUUUGACAUUCCUGUUAAUGUUCCUGUUGACACUGUGAAGCUUAGAGUUGAAAAGACUGUUACACGAAGAAUUCCAACUGAAGCAUUUUAUUACCUGGUUGACCUAAGGUACCUUUGGGUGACCUACAACAGUAUCUCCAGUAUUGACUCAAGUAGCUUUUAUAAUCUGAAGCGACUUCAUGAGCUUCGCUUGUCUGGAAACCUGAUAUCUGUUUUCCCAUGGGAGUCCUUGCUGGAGAUGCCUAAUCUACGAACUCUGGACCUAUAUAACAACAAGAUAUCAAAUAUUCCAGCUGAUGCUGCUCGGUACUUGAAGAAUAUCACCUAUCUUGAUAUAUCUAGCAACAAAUUGACUACUUUACCAUCAGAUCUGUUGGACAUCUGGCCUCCAUUAGCUGAAUCGCCAAAAAAAAAUACUGAUGAAAUAUCACAAAGGAUUAUAUUGGGUUUACAAGACAACCCGUGGUUCUGUGACUGCCGCAUUUCAAAGUUGAUUGAACUUUCAAAGAUAGUGGACCCACAUGUGAUAUUCCUGGAUCCCCUGGUGAUCUGCAAUGGACCUGAGUCUCUGGCAGCCAUUUUGUUUCAAAGGGCUGAAUUGGAGCAAUGUCUUAAACCCUCUGUGAUGACAUCAGCUACCAAAAUAACAUCCCCAUUGGGAAGCAACGUACUUCUGCGAUGUGAUGCCUCUGGUUACCCCACACCUCAGUUAAUAUGGAGCAGAAUAAACAGCUCUUCUAGCAAUUACACAGUGAUCCAAGAGACUCCAACAGAUGGAGUGAGGUGGUCGAUCCUAAGUAUAAAUGGUAUUUCCUACAAAGAUGCGGGGGAAUAUCGAUGCAAGGCAAAGAAUUUAGCAGGGAUAUCAGAGGCAUCAAUAUCAGUCAUAGUGGUAGGUGUUAUUACCACAACAGAAUCUCCGGUACGUUUUGGAAGAAAACUAGGUAUAGAGUUGACAACUAACACACAACGAGAAGACAAUGAAGAAAUAAUGAAACCAAGUACAACCUUGUUUACAUAUCAGCCUUCAUCAACCUUACCACCUUCAUUAUUGCUAGCAUCAACAAGAGUGGAAACAACAUUUGCUCCUAUAGUUGGCAUGUCCACAACUCUUAAAAUUCCAGAAAAGAAACAGGAAGAGACAGUUCUAGAUGUAAAGAAAGUUCCUAAAGUGCAAUCACCACAGGCAGCAACUAAGAAAAAAACAUAUUCAGGCAGGGAAGAUGCCCGUCCAAAUGGAAUAGCUGUUUCUGAGAAGAACAGUGUUGUAAAGAAUCUGAAAGUGGUCAGUGAGACAGAGGAUCGAGUCACAUUAACUUGGAAAACUCUCAAUUCCACAAACAGCUCUGCCUUAACUGUUUUGUACUCAAAAUAUGGUGAGGAGGAGAUGCUAAGGUUGAGUACAGACCCCAGCAAAAAUAAAGUAACAAUCGAUGGUUUACAGCCCGGCACAAAAUAUAUGGCAUGUGUUUGCCCAAAAGGAGCUCAGCCUAAGAAAGAUCAAUGCAUUGUCUUCUCUACUGACACACUUCUUAACACAGAAAACAGUUCUCAGGUGUCCAUUUUGGUUAUUGCUAGCAGUGUGGCCUGUGUUGUUGUAUUACCUAUUAUCUUUUUCUUACUUUACAAAGUUUUUAAACUGCAACGUAAGCAAUCAUCUCCAUGUGAAGAGGACCUUUUAAAAGAAACAUAUAUCAAGUUUGAGACUUUGUCCUUAAGACCACGAUCAAUAAAUGCUGGAGGGGAUCUAUGGACGAGAAGAGAUACAACUGAAUCAGAGAGACUUCUUUUGUGUUCCAGGUCAAGUAUGGAUUCUCAAGCAACCUCUAAAAGUGAAGGAUCAAAACCAGAAUACUACUGUUGA